UUGCACCUUCAUCAAGAGAGAACUCGAAAGACCAAAACAAUGGCUGAAUGGCUACUUCUGGCUGGUAUUGGGGUGUUAGCGCUCUGUCUGGUGGUGACGCUGUUGGCACUACUGCUGCUGUCAGGCUUGUUUGAGAGCUUUGAAAUUAAGACAGGCAAACCCCCGCUAGGAGAGGCUGUCAUUGCAUAUAUGUCCUAUCGCGGUCCGUACAAGGAAUGUGGUCCCAUGUUCACACAAAUUUGUGGAAUGGUUCCGCAAGGCUACAAAAUCCUUGGCAUUUAUUAUGACGACCCGAAUGUGGUGGAAGCACAUAAGCUCCGUUAUAUCGUGGGUGCGAUAUUAUCUGAAGACGGAUCUGAAAUUGACAUGGCCGUACAAGAAAAGCUCACUCAGAACGGCUACAAAAUCGCCAAGCUACCGGCAGUAUCCUAUGCUGUCAACACAUCAUUCCCGUACAGGAGCGCUCUGUCCAUACUUAUCGCUGUCUGGAGAGUGUAUCCUAGGAUGAACAACUAUGUGAAGGAACGGAAGUUAUGUGCACAUCCGUAUUUGGAGGUGUACGAUGGGGAAAACAUGUACUUCAUCGCUCCACUCGCCCGACAGAACGAGUUCUAUGUACCCGAGGUCCAGGAGACCGAGGAUCGGGCAGAGGAUGGAGACGAUGAAGAUGAUAGUUCUGUGGAUGAGAGUGUAUCAGAGUCACGAGAGACCACAUUCAGUCGCAGCGUGAUGGACGACGAUGUACCUAUAUCAGACAGUGACAGCGAGGAGGAUGUAGAAAGGGAGACAACUUAUCCUACUCCCGACACAUGUCACAGUCAAGAGCUCCUCAGAGGGGAGUUCACUCCACGUAAAUUGUUAGAGGACGUCGCUCGCGAUGAGAGUACACCGGACGUUAGCGAACCUCGCACGUUUCAGGACUCAGAAUUUAACUCCGAACAAACAAGCUCCUCCCAGAUUCCCGAAUGUCCACAAAAGGAAGAGGAAUGCGAUAAGGCCUCGAAUGCUUCUGGUUCAUCGUUUGAGGAAAUCAUGAUGGAAAACGUCCCUCUGCCGCAAAAUUCAUCAUAACAAAAUGUUGCUGAUCAAAGCCAUAGUGAUUUAAGUCAAUUUGAUGAAUUAUUUGCAUAAGAAAUGCAUCAAUGUUUGAUUAUAACAUGCAGUAAAACACACUUAUAGCGAACACAUUCACGACAAAGUCACGCUUAUUGUGUAGGAAUAUAUUUUUCCCUUAUGAGAGGAAAAUAACAAAAAUUGUAUUGGUUAGAAUGAAGUUUGGUUAUAACGAACUGUGGCUCACUGGCCGUGGAGGGUCGCUAUAACCCUGUUUUACUGUGUGUAUGAAUAUUUGAGUCUGCAUGGUUUAUGUAUCUCUAGUAAACAGUGUUUGUAAAUUCAAAGUAUUUAUGAAACGCUGAUGAUGAGGAGUAUUGACUUUAAAGUGUAUCAAUAUAAAUGAAUGUGAUUAGGUUUAAUUGCUGGUAUAUGUUGAUUCAUUUAAAGAUAUAUGUAACUAGUAAAUGUGAUAGAAAGUAACUAGAAGUGCACACAGCCUUAUUGGGAAUUUAAUGUCGACCAGAACAUCAGCCUUUUCUUCUGUCAUGUGAGGUAAUUCCUUUUAAUGCUUGUGUUAUUUAAGUAUUUGAUAUGAAGGCAAUUACUUGUAAUUUUCAUUCCAUUUGUGUGAGUAGCCUGAUAUUUUUACAUCAUGAUCAUCAAAAUUUACUUGUAAAUCUAAAAAGUAAGGUAUGUAAAUGCCCCCCCUCUCUCUCUCUCUCUCUCUCUCUCUCUCUCUCUCUCUCUCUCUAUAUAUAUAUAUAUAUACAUAUUAUAUACUACAGGUAUUAUUGUGGACGGUGGGGUAAGGGGAAUUAAACAUGAAUGUAACAGUAUAUAGGCCUACAUAAGAAAAGAACAGGUAUUAAAUCAGUUGGCUGUAUGUUAAAUAAGCAAUAAUUUAACUUCGUGUUUUGACAUGGGUCCAAGAUUGUAUUAAUCACAAAUUGCAGCAUGAUAAUAAGGAUGUGAAGUGUAAUUAUGUAGUCUUAAAUGUUAAGAAUUGAUUUAUGUAUUGUGGGAUCUUAAGCUGUAAGGAUUAAAUUAUUAGGAGCUUCCUGUGACUUUUUAAUUCUGAUAAUCCUUAAUCUCACAUGUUACAAUCCUAAAGGUGUGUGAUAACAUUAUAUCAUGUCUUUUGGGGGAGAGGAUUUGUAGCAUUGAAGAAGAGGUCCAAUUAGACAAGUCUCUUAUAAACUGUCAUUUUCCUGAUUUUUUUCUUUUUUUCUGUUUUUGGAUUUAUAUGAAAAACUUGUAGUGAUAGGGCAUUUUCUUUCUUUCAUGCAUUUUGUGUCACAAUGUUUGUAUGUGUCUUUUAGUGAUGAAUUUUCUAUCUAUACACAGUGUGGUCAACAAUGCACAUUGCUGAAAAAAGCAGUGAUAAUGUGUUCUUAUUCCUAUAUCAGUUGAUAUUUUACAUGUACAUGCACAAAUGAUUUGUACAUUGUGAUUGCAGAUUUUUGAAUUGAGAUUUUUGUUUUGUGACUAUACCAAUGUUUUCAUUGGCCUAUCAUCCUCAGGAUAAAUUAGAAUGUUAUAUACAUGUCUGUUAACUUAUUUUACAUCUUCAGAUAGCUUUUAUACACCCAUCAUCAAGUUGUAAGGUGGGGGGGGGGGUGUAUUUUGGAAUCAGCAUGUCCGACAACAAGCACUCUCUGCCCGUCCGGCUGAACGUCUGUAGACAAAAUCAUGGACAACCUUUUACAGACUUUAGGGCUGUUCUCACCUGAUGGCCAGCAAAAUUCAAUUCAUACUUGCUAAUGACAAAUCAUACUUGCUAAUGACACAUCAUGAAAUGCUUCUUCUUACCCACGGUCCAGUUGCUGCUUCUGACCUACAUUUUAUGCUUCAAUGACUCUGCUUCAAGGUAUCAUUUAGGUCUUUUCUCAGCUGAUUACAUGUGAUAAAUCAUCAAGACUUGUCUGUGGCUAGAGAUGUUCUACUUAAAUUAAAUGUGAGUUUGUCUAUCAAUAUCUUACUACAAGAUGAACACAAACAGAUUCUGAAGUCUAAUUUUGGUUAGAAGAUGUGUCAUGAGGACCUGUCAAUGCUUUAAGGACAUAAGGAUUGAAAUAUUUGUAUAGGACAUAAUUUUGUUUAAUGUUUGUUAUUGAUAACUUGAGCUUCAUCAAAAGGUUAGUCACAAGAAAUGUAGUGUUCAAAUAUUCGGUUGUUCGGAUGUAGCCAGUUUAGGGUUUAUCAUGUGAGGCUGUUUUCUGUGGAAGGGGGGUUAGUGUGGUUAGGACAGCUCUUGUUGAUUUCAAUGAUUGUAAGAUUUACCUGAAUUGUUUCUUGUCCUGUGAAUAUUGUGAAACACAUGAACAAAGCUGCUUUAAUCAGUAUUCAAUAUCACAGAGACAUCGUCUGUGUAUCUCGGAGCAAUUUUUUUUCGCUGUUUAUGUUAAUUAAAGAGAAUAAAAACAAGUAUAAUCGGA
Messenger RNA from Ostrea edulis (European flat oyster), 3491 nucleotides. Its product is annotated as testis-expressed protein 264 homolog. The record is from RefSeq and is a predicted model, not a curated record. Gene Ontology annotation, biological process: protein-DNA covalent cross-linking repair; reticulophagy. The coding region runs from base 40 to 1071 and encodes 343 amino acids. Gene Ontology annotation, cellular component: endoplasmic reticulum membrane; autophagosome membrane; replication fork. The transcript has 4 exons. Lineage: Eukaryota; Metazoa; Mollusca; Bivalvia; Ostreida; Ostreidae.